This is a messenger RNA of Bombus terrestris (buff-tailed bumblebee), 6771 nucleotides long. It is a transcript of the gene pip, whose product is annotated as heparan sulfate 2-O-sulfotransferase pipe. The record is from RefSeq and is a predicted model, not a curated record. Gene Ontology annotation, molecular function: sulfotransferase activity. NCBI's taxonomy places the organism in Eukaryota, Metazoa, Arthropoda, Insecta, Hymenoptera, Apidae. The coding region runs from base 1598 to 2653 and encodes 351 amino acids. Gene Ontology annotation, cellular component: membrane. The transcript has 10 exons.
AAGGGUGUAUGUUUUCUCCUUUAUAUCAUAUUUAUUAGUAUUUCAGAAAUUAGUAUAAACAAUUGAUCACUGGCUUAAACAGUCAAAUUGAAUAUUAUUUUCUCAUAGAAUAGAAAUACUAUUUCUUUACAAAAGAUAUUUUUUCUUAAUACAGAAUUUUUAUACAAGAUCAUUGAUUGAUAUAAUUUCAAUAUUUUUAAUUUUCGAUAUCCUAUUUAUUUUAUUUUAUAUUUAUUGAGUUCAAUCACAUCAUCACUAGGAACACAGUCAUAUUGAGUGGGUUAAUUGAAUUCAUUGCUAUUCAGGACAUAAAGUCACUGGAAUAUUUAUGCUUUACUAGUUACAUAUGUUAUGUUAAGUUAUUACUCAACUUCUAGAUGGAAGAAUCAUCUCUAUGAAUAAAACAAUAUUCUUCUGUUUAUAUUCAAAGAAUUAGGUAAUAUGAAUAUCAAUUUUUUAAAUUGAAAUGUUAAAGAAUAUUAAUAUUUUGCGAUCCUCUUAAAUUCUUAAAUUGGUAAUUUAAUAUUGUUUACUAGCUAUUCUCUGUUCAAUUUUCUUACAACACGAGAAAGAUAUAAGGAAAAGGUCAGGUACGUUCACUCAUUCAUAAAAGCAAAUAACUUCAUAAUCGUGAUUUCUAUAAAUUAUAGUAAUUUAUUGAAUUACAGUAAUCAUGCAUGAAACCAACGCACGAUUUAAUAACAGUUAAUAAAAGAAAAUGUAAAUACAUAAUGUAAUUUAUCAUUAAAUAAUUGCAAGCUAUCGAAAAUAAUCUUAUAUUAUGUAUGUAACCUAUAAAUUAUGUAUUAACAAUCUUGCUGUCGAACUUGAAUAAAUAGUUCAUAGAUAGUAUUCGGUGUUGCGUUUCAUCAAAAGCAGCUUUUUCUGUCACCCAACACGCGAUCCAGCCUACACAAUGUCCCACGCUAGAAUUACUUUCGAACUCGUGUUAGAAGGUGAAAUCGAAUCAUGUCGAAUCGAAUUUCGAAGAGCUUCCGCGGAAUCGACAACCGUAACGAAAUCGUUAGUUUUUCCCUCUGUGAGUUUGCGUGCAUGGCAAUAAUUUAUGGAAAUGCGAGAAUCAUGAUCGUAAAUUUUAUAUCAAAGAAAUGCAGCAAUAUGUAAUAUUCUCGCGCGAAUUUCGAUCCAAAAAAGGACUAAAAAGAAAGUUAUAUACAUAUUAAGGAUGUUGUUGUUCUAAUCAAAUAGUUGAAUUAUUAUGAAAUAUUUAUUUAUUUUAUGAAUACAAAAGGAACAAAGUUCUGUUGAUUCUGCAGUCUAUGUACAUAUAGUACAGAGGCUAUCAUAAAAUUUCUGUCAAUGGUGUGACAACAUAAGAAGAAAUUGAUUCAUUCGCAAUUUGAUUUGAAGAGAUGUCAGACGGUAGUCCUGGCAGACGCACGUUCGAUAACCCUACAAGGUACCGUUGGCUAAACCGGAAGUGGAGAACACGGGUAUACGGUGCCACGAAAUUGCUCGGGACCUUCGCCACGGAACGAGAACCAGCUGGACCAUCGAGCUGAUCGCUCUUAUCGCGAUUUCCAGCACCCUUUUCCUCUUUUUGCACACAAGAGAGCUGCAUUCGCGUCUGCGAAAAAUGGAAGUUCGCCUUCAACCUGGCGAAGACGAGAUCCUGUCGGCAAAUCAACUCUCAUCCGAAGGAGUGCAAACUGAUUCUAGUCCAAGUGGAAUCGUCCAUUACCCAAACAGACAUCGUAUCUUCGCAAUAAAGUACAAAGAAACUGAAGUGUUGGACAUUGACGCACUCAACAACACAAAAAGAGCGGACCGGAGCGUCCUGUUCUUCAAUCGUGUACCGAAAGUGGGCUCUCAAACCUUCAUGGAACUCUUGAGAAGGCUGUCCAUGAGGAAUGGCUUUUCCUUCAACAGAGAUCGUGUGCAAAGAGUCGAAACAAUUCGUCUUGCGCCUAUCGAACAGCUACAACUCGCCAGGAUGGUCAGCAGCUAUUCAGAACCGUCUGUCUAUAUAAAACACGUGUGUUUCACAAACUUCACGGAAUUCAACCUGCCACAGCCAAUUUACAUCAACAUAGUCCGGGAUCCUGUUGAGAGAGUGAUAUCCUGGUACUAUUACGUGCGAGCACCUUGGUAUUACGUCGAGAGAAAGCAAAUAUUUCCAGACCUACCACUGCCGGAUCCAAACUGGCUGAAGAAGGACUUCGAGUCCUGUGUACUUAAGGCGGACCGUGAAUGUAGAUACCUCGAGGGUGAAAUUCACGAGGGAAUCGGCGAUCAUCGCAGGCAAACGCUUUUCUUCUGCGGUCACAGCGAGAAAUGCACCCCGUUCAACACAGUGGGCGCGCUGGAACGAGCGAAGAUGGCAGUGGAGAAACACUAUGCGGUCGUCGGAGUGCUCGAGGACGUAAAUACCACUCUCACGGUAUUGGAAAAUUAUAUACCCCGAUUUUUCCGAGGCGCCACCGACGUCUACUACGAUGAGGUGAACGCGUUCACGAGGAUCAAUCGAAACUUCUUCAAGCCACCAGUCAGCGAAGAAGUAAAGGACAUAGUGCGAAGCAAUUUCACCAGGGAAAUCGAAUUCUAUCAGUUCUGCAAGCAACGACUAUACAAACAGCUGAGGGCAUUGAAGUUGACCAAAACCACGCCUCUGUACGAAAGCAAUAGCUUGUAACUAUUUGCAAUGUGUUUAUUCGAUCCGUGAAAGUAUCGAGUAACUCGUCGAAUUUUCUUUUAACUAUGUGAGAAUUUUCCUUCGAGGAAGUCGAUAUAGAGCGAAGUAUCGAGGACAUCGGGAACGUUUGAUAAUUUGUCGAAUUUUCUUUUGAUAAUGGAGAAUAGAAUCGAAGAAUUCUUACGGACGUCGAAAGUACGUAAUUCGUAGAAAAGGUUGGAGAAUGUUGAAAAUGAUAAAUAAUUUGUGAAAAAGAUUGAGAGCGUUAAGAAUGAUAAACGAUUCGCCGACAUGGUUUAGGAAGUUAAAAAUGAUAAAUAACUUGUCGAGAAAGAUUGAGAACAUCGAAAACGAGAAAUAAUUUGAUCGAACUAUCGUUUGAUAGACAUUGAUGCAGGAAGAAUCUCAAAGAUGUUCGAGUUGGCCUCGAAAUUUUGGUAAUGUUAGCGACAAACGUAUGUGGAGUAAUAGGCGAUAACGAUUAGACGCAAAUGUAGAUGUUUGUCAGGGAUGCCACUUGCGCAUGGAAGCGACGUUAAAAGAGAAAUCGAAGGAAAAAGAGAGAUUAGAAUCAUUGCCUUUAAGAGAGGAUCGUGGUAGAUUCUCUUGAUUUAAUAUCUUUAAAUAUAUUAAUAAAUCGAUCAGCGUGAUGGAUCGUAACGAACGAUUGUUCCAGUAAGCAAUAUCUUAUGUGAUUCACGGCAGUGAGUGCUUUCAAUUCAGGACGCUUCGAUCGAGUGCCUAUUUUUUUAUUUUGUGAUCGUUUUCCCUGUAUAAUCGCGUAGCUUAAGAUAAACAGCGAUAUAAUCGCUGAACUUAAUUAUACGAACGAGAGCAAGUACUUACGAGACGAGGCAUUAAGAAAUAUUUAUUUAAAUAUUUAAAUAUUUAAAUAAUUGAUGGGAUGUUAUCGGUUAUUGCGUAAAGAAAAAGAUGCAGCGAGUGUUUCUGAACGCGCGACAUCUUGGCGCUAUUUAGAUCGCUUCUUUCGUUGAUAAUCCAUUGAAGAACGUUGUAAAGACUGAUGAGGGAGACAAGGAGAGAGAGAGAAAGAGAGAGAUCGCUUUUUAUCGAAGGAUACUUAAUUAUUUGCAACGACAGAAGCACACAGGGUAACCAUUAGGGUAUUGCUUUCCAGACGACAUAGCCGUUUUUUAAUGUCGACUUAAGCCGUUUUUUAAUGUCCACUGUUUUCCUUCCUUUUUUUUCGUAAUAAACAGCUGCCAUUUUCGAACAACGUGAUUUCUUUUCUUUUUUCUCCACCUGAAUUCUACUCGACACAUUGGUUGCUGCUAAAAUAUCGUGAUCUCUUUUCCAACAAAUGUACAGCUUUUUGAAAUGAAAAACAUCUCUAGUUUAAGCAAGUUUAAUAUUAUUGUUUUGUAUGUCUUUCUGACUGUAAAUUAUUUUGUUAGGGCGCAUAAAAAUGUAAGAGUAACAGUUACGUUGUUAACGUUACUUAAAGUCUGACAAUUAAAUUUUAAAUAAGAAAAUUACAGUUAAGUAUUUAGGUAAUUAAAUUGACGUAAUUGCGCCAGUAGCAACGAAUGUGUUAAAUAUGUAAAAACGAUUAAAAAUUAAUUUUAGGUGUCUUUCGUUAGUAUGAAUACAAUGUGGAACAUCAGAAGUUUUCCUCUCGUGUAAAGAUAUUAUUACAUCAUUCUUAUCGACAAGAGAAACAUAAAACUACUAUAAGUAUUCUUUUUUCUCAAUCUAUAACGAUAUCCAUCUAUUCUUACUAUAGCGAAAGAAUGUGAUACAAAAGAAAUUUCUGUCUGCUUCUAUAUGAACGUUUACUAUAACAAUAUACGCUCUGCGACAAAACUACAAGGCAUUUAUGGAGAGAGAAAAAGAGAUUUUAAUGAAUAACAUCAUAUAAAUACACAAUUUUGUAGAAUCACUAAAGUACAACGAUUGAACUACUUCAGUAAAUAGAUAUAUUGCGAUCAAAAUAUUUCUAAUAAUUCCAAUUUAAAUAGAGAUUAUUUACAAUUGCAGAUUUCUCAAUGAAAAAUAGUGCGACGAAACUAUAAGACACGGAAUACUUCUUUGCCAGAUAAAUGGAAAUUUUUAUUUACUUAUUAAUAUCGUGUAGUACCAUUUUUGUUUCUCGUAACUUUUCAUAAUCUUCAGAUCCAGCGAUCUGGCGAGCCAUGAUAAUACUUCAAUAUCUUCUGUUUCCAAACUUAACGUACUUUGCUUGAAUCGUCAUGAGUUGAAAAAUAAAAUUUUCUACAGCCAUUCGACAGACAUAUUCGAUUAACAGUUCUUGGAUUGUUUGGAUAUAUAUUUUACUGUUCAUUUUAUUAGAAACAAACAUGAUAUCGCUCUUAUCAGCGUAACUUAUAGCUGUCUAUACUAUAAUACCUCCUCCAUCAAUUUGUCUUUGCUGUUCAAUAAGAUUUUAUUUUUUCUCACUCACCAGAAUGUUUUUUCAAGUACAUACAGUUUCUUAUUUCUUUUAGAUGGUGGAUGCACGCUAUUUCUGCCGAUGAAAAAUUCUUUUUCUUUCUUUCUUUUUACGAGUUACCAAUUAGUUUGCAUCGACGAGUUAUUUUACAAUCACAGUGUAUCUAAUACUAGAAAUAACAAUCGCCAUGAGAUAGCACGUUCAACAAGAAAUUACAUGAAACCAAUUACUGCAGCGAAAAUCGCACGAAUCACUUUUUAUUACGUUCUCAUCUCGUUAGCAAACAACAACCAUCUUAGAAUUUUGUCGCGGAGAACACAACAUGUUUACGUGCAUUGUCUGAAUUCUUGGAAUUAUAGACUUUGGUAUUUCUGUAUAUAGAACUGAACAGUAUGCUUCCACACGUAUAAAGCAAACAAUAACACUACGAACGAAGGAGGAAGAAAUCAACGAGUUCUAAUAACGAGCCAAGUAUAAUCUUCCUCGAUUCACGUCUAUAUCAUAGUUCUGUCGCGGAGUGUAUUAGACUUGUUUAUAAAGUUACUUUUACUUCGAUGUAAUUAUAAGCGCAAAAGAAUAGAAGACUAACGAUCUAAUUGGGUUUUCAGCAGUUGCGAAAUUAUAAAGUUAAAAGAAAUAUUUCUUAAUUAUUCUAAUUAUUUGUUUACCCUUUUCUUUGUUACCUUAGUAUUCCCUUUAUCUAUCAUAGCAUUCUUAUAGCUAUCACAGUAUCUGUCAUAACAGGAACACUGGUCUGACCGUCGUUCCAAGUCAUAUUUUAUUUUUAAAAUACGGAGAUUAUUCAUUCAUCACAUGACUGCUAUUGCUUGAAAUAAAUAGAACAUCGUAGUAGAAGUUUGUUACUCACUUAGUAUGGAUAAGUUGGUAAUUAAUGGCAGUACUUAUGAUUAAUAUAAUUCAGAUUAAAAUAAUGGUGAUUAAAAAGAUUGUGCGAAAGGUGAAUGAUCGAACAAGUAAGAAACAUAGAAUAGAAUAAACCCACUUUUACUAGUUCCACAAAAUCUUCUUCUGGCACGUAGUCUUUGUAUCACGCGUUCUUUAAAAAUUAGAGAAGAUAUUGAUAUCGUCUUCAAAAGCCGAGAAUAAUAUAUAAUUAAUUUAAUCGUUUGUCGAACAAUAUCGUGUGUCCGGCUAUAACUUCGCGACAAAACAUUUGUGAGUUUUAUUUAUAAACCAACGGGUCUAUAGCAAAUAAUUGAUUGCUUUAAAAAGCGUAACGCAAUCGACGAUAAUUGUGUCAGGCCAGAUUACGACUGUAACUAAAAUUCACUGGAAAACAUAUCAAAUUCGCCACCAACAACGUUCGUGCCGUGUAUUACGAAUAUAGAUUAAGUUUCCAAAAGCUACAACGCUUGUGCAAUGCAAAACAAUGCAAACUCGAUACACGAGCUAAACUUGGCACCGCUGAAAGUACUCUAAAAAUACACGUGGAAUGUUGGCCUAACCGGAAGGUAGAGUUCAAUUAUUUUCAACCGCUCGAUUAUCCUGUAGCUUGCGACGAAAAAUUAUACUAUGAUUUGCUGCUUUGUAUAGAAACAAAAGAGAUGAAUAAAAUGAUCUUUGUCGUUGUUAUACAUAAUCGAGAAGCUCAGUGUACAAGGGACACACGUUGUAAUGGAAAUACAAAGACGUAACAAUUUGCAGAUUUUGAUGGAAAGUUAAAUCGAAUAAAAAGUUAUUGGAUCAA